UGCAGCCGAGGAUGAAAAUCUGUCCACCAUCAAUCACCUGACGGAGGGCUACGGAGCCGCGCAAAAGUGACCGACAUUGAUAGUCGCACAAGUCCAUACGCUCGACAAGCUAGCAAUGGAAGGCCGGAUGAGUUUGGCCAGCUGGGACGCGUUGCAGAUUCCUUGAGAGCUCACAAUUUGAGUGCAUUCUCGAGGGCCUGAUGAGCAGCAGUGGCUUGAUUGAUCAUGUUCGAGCUGUCUGCAACAAGUCUGUCUGCUACUUUCACAGGGCGUCGCCGAGUUCUCGGGGAAGUGUCAUGGUCGAGGCAGGGCUAUGCAAGGGGCUCAAGUUUCGUGUGACAAGCAGAGAUUUACGCCAGACGCAUUGGCCUACGCGCGUGUGGCACAGAUCGACCAAGCACAGGCCAAACAGCAAGCGUGCCAGAGACGAUGUGCCAUUCGCAAACCUGAGCAGAGCAUGGCACGGAGACCUCCGUACGUCGCCGUCUCGCUCUUGGUCCUACAGAAUGCCGCCAUCUCGACCCUCACCCGACUGUCUCGCGUCAAGGCAAAGCAACCCUACACGCCUUCCGUCGCCGUGCUGUCUGCAGAGGUCAUCAAAGCAUGCCUUUCCUUCGCAAUGGUCACGCGCGAGCGCUACCAUCUUGCUCGAGGUCGCGCGGAUAAGCCAAUCACGCUCUUGGGUGCAGCUCAAGCUGUUUCACUCAAUCUCUGGCGAAACGAAAUGCCGGAGCUCUUGAAGAUGGCGGUCCCCAGUCUGCUCUAUGUCGCCCAGAAUCAGCUACUGCGCUGAGCAACCUGCCGACGCCGACUUAUCAGGUCACCUACC
This is a messenger RNA of Mixia osmundae IAM 14324, 829 nucleotides long. RefSeq lists its product as uncharacterized. The coding region runs from base 201 to 740 and encodes 179 amino acids. Lineage: Eukaryota; Fungi; Basidiomycota; Mixiomycetes; Mixiales; Mixiaceae. The record is from RefSeq and is a predicted model, not a curated record. The transcript has 2 exons.